GUACGAGGUGAUGCAGUUCUGCUGGCUGCAGCCUGAACAGCGGCCCACGGCCGAGGAGGUGCACCUGCUGCUGUCCUACCUCUGUGCCAAGGGCGCCACUGAGGCGGAGGAAGAAUUUGAGCGGCGCUGGCGCUCGCUGCGGCCGGGCGGGGGUGGCGCAGGCCCUGGGCUGGCAGGCCUGGCUCUGGGGGGCGCGGGCGAGCUGGCCUCCGCCUCGUCCUUCCCGCUGCUGGAGCAGUUCGCAGGCGACGGCUUCCACGCGGACGGGGACGACGUGCUGACGGUGACCGAGACGAGUCGCGGCCUCAACUUCGAGUACAAGUGGGAAGCGGGCCGCGGCGCCGAGGCCUUCCCACCCCCCGGGGCUGCAGCGAGCCCUAGCCGCACCGCUUGCCUGCAGGAGCUGUGUGCCGCUGACGGUGCGCCCCCGGGCGUGGUGCCUGUGCUCAGCGCGCACAGCCCCUCGGUGGGCAGCGAGUACUUCAUCCGGCUGGAGGAGCCGACGCCCGCCGCCGGCCACGACCCUGACUGCGCCGGCUGCACCCUCAGCCCCCAUGCCGUGGACCUGCUCCCCGAUGGUGGUGACCAGGACGAUGACUCGGAGGGCAGCGCGGCCACCUCGCUGGCCAUGGAGCCCCUGCUGGGCCAUGUGCCACCCCCCGAGGGGUCCUGGGGCCGCUGUGACUACCUGCAUGGGAGCUGUGCCCGAGAACCGUCCUGUCCUCUGAGCUCGCCUUCACCCGGGACCCUCGUGCUGGCGGAGCCCAGGGAGGAGGACGCCGACUGGGGCACGGCUGCCUUCUGCCCACCCUUCUUGGAGGACCCAGUGGGCACGUCCCCCUCGGGCGGGGAGGAGAUGGGGGCCACCGAGGCCUGCAGGGCCGCCCAGCCCAGACACUGGAGCUCCAACGUGUCCGCCAACAACAACAGUGGCAGCCGAGCACCAGGCUCCUGGGACCUGGGACACAUGGCUGGCUGCAUGGACUGCUGCCCUGGCCCAGAGCACACUUUACGGGCUGCCCCGGAGCUAGGCGGUCCCCUGGCCCUAGAGGACCCCACAGAGCCUCUCCUUGGGUCAAAGGGGGCCUCCUCUGGCCAGGAGCUAGGCCGCUGCUUUGGCCUUCCUCAUCUGUGUCCUGCUGAGGGCCUGGCACCGGCCAUCUGCCUGGUGACAUCCUCCCGGACAGAGGCAGCCAUUAGCCAGGCUAACAGCCCCCAGACAGAGCCCAGGCUUGCUGAGGAAGCUGAGGGCUCUGCCAGACCUCAGCUACCCCUUCCCUCUGUCCCAGCCCCAUCCCAAGAGGGAGCCCUGCUUCCUGCCGAGGCGGCCAGUGCCCUUGACACCCUGCCCGCCUUGCCCACGCCUGCUGGCAGCUGGGAGACUGCCACUGAGGCAGCCCAGACCCCAGACAGCUACAGGGUUUCCCCUGAGCCGGGGGCGCCCGUCAGUGAGGAUGAGGACAUGACAGAGGCCACUUCUGGUGUCUUCGCUGAUUUGUCCAGCGAUGGCCCACUGGCCGAGAAGCCAGACGUGACUCUGGCCUUCCGCUCUUUGCAGAAGCAGGCGGGGACCCCCGACUCUGGGGACUCCCUGGAUAUCCCACCUUCAGCCGGUGACGGUGGUGGCUGCGAGGUCUUCAGCCCAUCAGGUAUCGGCACUCCCGGCGGGCAGCCCCGAGCCCUGGACAGUGGCUAUGACACAGAGAACUACGAGUCCCCUGAGUUUGUGCUCAAGGAGGCACACGAGCCAUGUGAGCCUGAGGCCUGUGGGGAGCUGGUCUCCGAGGAGGACAGCCCUGGGCCCGAGACUCAGCUCUCCACCUCUCUUGGUGGCCUUGGCCAGAAGAACCCCUACCGUGACUCAGCCUACUUUUCGGACCUGGAUACAGAGCCUGACUGCACUUCGGGCCCCCAGGAGAAGGGAGGAGGUGACUUGACUUCCAGGCUAGAGCUGGACCUGGAGAGCUCUGGGCUGCAGGCCGCACAGCCCUCCCCUGAGUCUGGUGUGGCUGGGGGGACGCGAGGCACUGGUCCCAGAGAGGUGCUGCCCCUGCUGCCUGAGGACUUUUCUCCAGGGCCAAGUACAUGCCCAGAGGGCCCCAGACCGGACCCUCCCUGGCCCCAGGGCCCUGCCCAAGGGCCUCCAGUGCCCAGCCCCGGGGGUUCCAAGAUUUUCCUGCUGACCCCAGUCCCGCUGAGCUCAGAGAGCCACCUCCCUGAGCUCCAGGAGGCCCCAGUACUGCCGUCCGGACCUGCCCAGCGGGAACGGACAGGUAGCCCGGGUGCCCCCAGGACCCCACUCUGCCUGGCCCUGCCGGGACUGCCCGCAGCCCCGGAGGGCCGGUCGGAGGAGGAAGAGGAGGACAGCGAGGAGAGCGAUGAGUCGGAUGAAGAGCUCCGCUGCUACAGCAUCCAGGAGCCCAGCGAGGAGAGCGAGGAGGAGGCGCCUCCCGUGCCCGUGGUGGUGGCCGAGAGCCAGAGCGCGCGCAACCUGCGCAGUCUGCUCAAGAUACCCAGCCUGUUGUCGGAGGCCUUCUGCGAGGACCUGGAGCGUAAGAAGAAAGCCGUGUCCUUCUUCGACGACGUCACCGUCUACCUCUUCGACCAG
Messenger RNA from Puma concolor (puma), 2608 nucleotides. The record is from RefSeq and is a predicted model, not a curated record. Lineage: Eukaryota; Metazoa; Chordata; Mammalia; Carnivora; Felidae.